AGGAUGAAAUGUGAAAUAGCGGGGGAAGACGGAGUGGGGAGGCAAGAUCGGAGUGGAGAUCCGCGAGCGCAGCUGCUCCGGCGCACUGCCUGCCGCUCCGAUGUCGGACUCCGGCGUGCGGCGGAAGUCGCCCGGCGGACGGGCCAAGCGGGGGUUUCGGCAUAACUGGUGCUGCUCAUCGAUGGCCCCCGCUAGCCCGGAUGACCAUUACCACCAUCCGUCCCGCAACCUCCACAGCCACCGGCGGCAACAGAGCCGUCGCCCAAAAUCACCCUCCAGCAGCAGGAAGUCCGGUUCCAAUCCGCCGGAAUCGCCGGUAUCCAGCCGACUGGGCCUGGGGUUCAUCGACCGCCGCCGGAUCCUUUCCCCCGGUAGGGUUUCGCCCAUCGAGUCGGCCUCCACGGGUUUCGAUCUCGAGCAGGAGCAAGGGUCCCCUACUGCUCCACCUGUUCCGCCGCCUCCUCCUCCUCCUCCUCUCCCUUCUCCUUCUCACCCGCCUGCACCUCCUCAGCCGGUGCUUCCGCCUGUGCCAAGCUUGGAUGCCGGGGACGCCUUGGUGCCCCCGACCGCAACCGGCGGGGAGAGCAGCGGAGAUGCGUCUGCGCGAGGUUGCGACGUGAGACUCAGCCUGAGAGGGAAGGGUGGGCAGAGGAUCCUCAUGGAUCUGCAUUCUGAGAUUCUUUGCUCAAGGAGCUCGGUGUUUGCUGCGAAGAUCUCGGAGUCGAGAGCGGCGGCGUCCGGCCCGGACAGUGGGCCGAGGAGGUGCUGGGUUGAGGUCGUUGACGUGAGCGACGUGGAGGCUUACAGGGAAACCAUCGAGCUCAUGUACGAGAGGAACGUUCCUGGGCGGCUAAUGAAGGCUGGUGUCUCGCGAUGCAUCCGCAUGCUUGAGGUGUCAUUCUCCAUCAUGUUUGAGCUGGGUGUGAGGUCAUGCCUUCAAUAUCUUGAAGCCGUCCCAUGGACUGAGGAGGAAGAAGAAGCACUGCGCAACCUUUUCACUAAACACAAGUUUGACAAAGUGAUUGCACAAGAGGUGCUAGCCAGGCUCCAUCCACAAGAACCCCCCUCUUGUCAAAAACUUACGAUGCGUCUGAUUCAGUCCGUUGCAAGUGGAACAGACGACAAAGCAAGAAGGGAACUCAAAUCCCUAGUUCAGGGGCUUCUGUCCAAGAGCUCAGUAUACCAAAAGGAUCCACAUGACCUCAACAAGGAUGAGAUCUACAGCAUGUGCAAUUCCUGUCUUCAGUCAUUGACUGCACUUUUCCUAGAAGCCACCAACUCUUCCCCUGAUGACCGAACAACUAAAGAGUCUAUGCCCUUGAUUGCAAGGAUGUCAUUGCAGGUUGACAAUCUUACUUGGUUACUGGAGAUUCUGAUAGAAAAGCAAAUGGCGGAGGAAUUUGUGGGUAUUUGGGCGGAUCAGUCCAAGUUGCUGAUGCUGUAUAAAGAGACAUCGGCAAUGGUUCGGUAUGAAGUUAGCCGAGUUUCAGCUUGUUUGUUUCUUGCCAUGGGCAGGGGUCGCCUGCAAUCUUCAGGUGCUGUCAGGUGCCGUUUUGUGGAGGUGUGGCUGGGGCCAAUGCUGGUGGACUUUGGGUGGCUGCAGAGAUGCAGCAAAGGGCUUGAUAUGAAACUCUUAGAGGAGGCAAUUGGGCAGACGGUUCUCACGCUUCCGCUGAAGAACCAGCAGAGCCUGCUCAUGUGCUGGUUUGAGUGCUUCACCAAGCAUGGUAACGAGUGCCCAAACUUGAGCAAGGCGUUCCAGAUCUGGUGGCGCAGGUCAUUCUCUAAAGCAUCAGAUAUUCAGAGUGGUGUUAUGUACGCCCCAUGUUAAAGACCCCCCAACCUCCUCUCUCUCUUCCCUCUCUGAUAUGUCCAUGUUGUAUCGUUGUGGUGAUAUGCCACUAAGAAGGUGCGGAUUAUUCGUGUGGCAUCUCUCUCUCUCUUUCAGCCUUGCUGCAAUUUCUCGUUGAAAAUGCAAUUAGCCGACUACCAUGUUGUAUUUGAACUUUCAGCUGCAAUAUGUUGUGCCACCUGUAAAGUUCUACAUUCUCAUGUUUUCCUACCA
Messenger RNA from Nymphaea colorata (pocket water lily), 2065 nucleotides. Its product is annotated as BTB/POZ domain-containing protein At2g13690. The coding region runs from base 101 to 1831 and encodes 576 amino acids. The transcript is spliced from 2 exons. Gene Ontology annotation, molecular function: protein binding. Lineage: Eukaryota; Viridiplantae; Streptophyta; Magnoliopsida; Nymphaeales; Nymphaeaceae. The record is from RefSeq and is a predicted model, not a curated record.